AUGAAUCAUUACCAAGAAAACUGCCAAGCUGUCUUGAAGCACAUUGCCCUUGUAAAACAACUCUUGGCCGAGAAUCCUGUUUGUGAAGCAAGCGAAUUAGAUGUGUAUGCACAGCGUUUAUUAAACAGUUCUUCAAAAAUAUUAGUCACAGGCGACUUGAAUUCAGGAAAAUCAACCUUGGUCAACGCACUCUUGAGAAAAAACAUUUUGCCUGUAGACCAGCAACCAUGCACUUCGAUGUUUUGUGAAGUUUACGCGAGUCAACAGAAUGAAUUACAUGCAUUAAAUAACGCUCAGUUGUACAACAAGCAAGACCCUAGCACAUAUGACACUAUCCCAUUGGGCGAUUUAUAUGAUCUCCUAACACAAGAAGAACCCGCUUAUAAAAUCCUCAAGUUAUAUACCAACCUAUUAGAUACGGACUCGAUGGUGUCUCGUCACCAUAUCACCCUGAUUGAUUCACCUGGUCUUAAUACAGACUCCAUUCGUUCAACAGCCAUGUUUGCACAAGAAGAAGAUAUUGAUGUGAUCGUAUUUGUGGUGAAUGCAGAGAAUCACUUUACAUUAUCUGGCCGAGAAUUCUUGUCGAAUGCAGUCGAUCAACACGUCUUUAUCGCAGUCAACAAAUUCGACCAUAUUCGAGACAAAGAGCGAUGCAAACGACUGAUUUUGGAGCAAAUCAGAGAUGUCUCGCCACGUACGUUUGAACAGGCCCAUGAUUUAGUGCAUUUUGUCAGUGCUGGGUAUGGUACAGACGCACCUGAAUUUCUCGAGUUGGAACAUAAGUUAUGCAGCUUUGUACUUCAAUUGGGUAUGGCGUCUCGCUUAGUGCCCGCGAAACAAUACGUGUCGGAUACGACUCGACGUAUGGUGGAUAUAGCCAAUCACCAAGAAACAGAAAUACACCAUCAAGUAGAUGCAUUGGAAUUCGACAUGAAGACCUUUUUGGCGGGUUACUCUCGCUUGAUUGACACGCAAUAUCAUAUUAAACACACCUGUGUUGAUUUGAUUCAGAAAAAAAUGCGGGUGAUUGAACAACAAGUGAAUGAAGCAUUGGAUACUUCCAUCAAUACGCUUUUGAGUCGCACCAUCUCCUCAGUGCCUUAUCCGGGGUUGUAUUCCAUUUGGCAGUAUGCCUCUACUAUCGCCAAUACAUUAUGUUCACAACUGCAGUCUGAUCUACAAACCAUUGAACUCCAAGCGUAUAGAGAGACACACGCAUGCAUUGAAGGCAUGAAUGCAGUGACAGCAGAUCAACUGAUCGAUAACUCUAGGGUCUUGGCCAGAAUGGACAGUAUAAAGCCAGUCUAUGAUCAUCCAAUCCAGAUUGAUGUUCAAGCAAGCGAUUUCCUGAUCAAUAAAAUGGACGACAAAAAGAUUGCUUUGACAACAGCCAGUCUUGCGGCUCUUUUACUGGAGACAGAGGCAUGUGGCGAUCACACUGCGCGAUGGUUGUCUAGCUGUCUGAAGCCUCUGUUGGGUAGUGUGGCCCAAACACAUUCACACCGUAUUCUAGGAUGGGCAUUGACCUGUGUCGGUCUGUUGAGUGUGAGCUGGACUGUGUAUUCGUUCUUGUCUGAUAUGCCAUUAGCUGUACAAGAAAACUUAAAGCACAAGUUCCAAAAGGCGAUUGAAAAAGAACAAAUCAAGCAAUCCAGAGUGUCUAGUAUUAUUCAACAAGCACAGCAUGUACUAGAAACGCAGCAGACAGACAUGCUCUAUCGUAUUGGCCAAAUGAUUGGUGUCAAAGAUCAAAAGAAAGCUCAAUUGGAGCAAAACCUGUUUGAAUCCAAAGCAAAAUGGCAUCAACUUCAGUCAUGGCUUUCAAGAUCCAAUACACUUUUGAAAGAAACUGAAUUUAUUUAA
Messenger RNA from Gilbertella persicaria, 1866 nucleotides. Its product is annotated as P-loop containing nucleoside triphosphate hydrolase protein. The transcript has a single exon. Gene Ontology annotation, biological process: mitochondrial fusion. The record is from RefSeq and is a predicted model, not a curated record. Lineage: Eukaryota; Fungi; Mucoromycota; Mucoromycetes; Mucorales; Choanephoraceae. Gene Ontology annotation, molecular function: GTPase activity; GTP binding. Gene Ontology annotation, cellular component: mitochondrial outer membrane. The coding region runs from base 1 to 1866 and encodes 621 amino acids.